CUACUAACGAUAGCUACCAGUAACCUCUCUCUCCAUCAUUAUGAGCGAGCCUAGUAACGUCUCCAACAUCCCAGUCGGGGGCUGGAACAUCACUAACCAGUUUGUCCAGCCGGUUUGGCUGCUCACUCUCUGGACGGUAGCCUACAGUCUCGUGCUGUUUGUCUCGGUGAGCGGGAACGUCAUCGUUGUCUGGAUCAUCCUUGCUCACAAACAGAUGCGGACAGUGACAAACUACUUCCUGUUGAACCUGGCUCUCGCGGACACUUCCAUGGCGGCCUUCAACUCGUUUGUGAACUUCGUUUACGCUGCGCACGGGGACUGGUACUUCGGGCUCUUCUACUGCAAAUUCCACAACUUCCUUCCUGUGACAGCGGUGUUCGCCAGCAUCUACUCCAUGGUGGCCAUCGCCGUGGACCGGUACAUGGCCAUCAUCCACCCACUCAAGCCGCGCCUCUCGGCAACGGUAACCAGGUCUGUGAUAGGCUGUAUCUGGGGUAUGGCCGUGGUACUGGCGUUCCCGCUGUGUUACUACUCAACCACCAGAAAGAUUGGACAGAGAACACUGUGUUACGUCUACUGGCCCCGCACUGCUCAGGACUCAUUGAUGUAUCAUAUAAUAGUAGCAGUGUUGGUGUAUGUGCUGCCUCUAGUGGUGAUGGCUGGUACCUACAGUCUGGUGGGUAGGACACUUUGGGGCGGAGAGAUACCUGGUGUCUCUAAAGAUAACUACCAUCUACAGAUACAAGCCAAGAGGAAGGUGGUGAAGAUGAUGAUGAUUGUGGUGGUAACAUUUGCAGUCUGCUGGCUCCCCUACCACCUCUACUUCAUGAUAACAGGACUCAACAGACAACUGAACAGAGUCAAGUCUAUACAACAGGUGUAUCUAUCAGUGUUGUGGCUGGCUAUGAGCUCCACCAUGUACAACCCUGUCAUCUACUGCUGUCUCAAUAGCAGGUUCCGUGCAGGGUUUAAGCGUGCAAUGCGCUGCUGUCCGUUUGUCCGUCUGUCUGAAUACGACCAGAUGGAACUACAUAGCGCCCGUUUCCAUGCCAACAGACAGAGCAGCAUCUACACCCUGAGCCGCUUCGAGUCCUGCUCCACCGACCCACACAACGACCGCAGCGACAGGAGGAGGAGUCAGGGUGGUCGUCAUGGUAGCAUCGCACACAACGGGGUGAAUCGUCACGGAACUCGACAUACACUCCUGACACACGCUCGUUGCCACGGCAACCCCCAAGGGUCCACCUCCGCCACGGAGGUCACCUGAGAGGUUUGGACUUGAGACGAAGCGAACACACAAACAUACACACAAUUACUGAAACACACACACACACCCCUAAAGAAACACACACACCCCUACUGAAACACACACACACCCUUAUUGAAACACAAACAAACACACCUGGAUUCCAUAACAUAUAGGAAUCCCCAUUUCUGUUCUAUGCCAAUAAGUAACUUGUAACCAGGUCUGUUCUGUCAGUUAUAUAGUCAGUUAACCCUUCUGUUCUGUCAGUUAUAUAGUCAGUUAACCCUUCUGUUCUGUCAGUUAUAUAGUC
Messenger RNA from Oncorhynchus masou masou (cherry salmon), 1556 nucleotides. Its product is annotated as neuromedin-K receptor-like. NCBI's taxonomy places the organism in Eukaryota, Metazoa, Chordata, Actinopteri, Salmoniformes, Salmonidae. The transcript is spliced from 7 exons. The record is from RefSeq and is a predicted model, not a curated record. Gene Ontology annotation, molecular function: tachykinin receptor activity. Gene Ontology annotation, biological process: positive regulation of flagellated sperm motility; G protein-coupled receptor signaling pathway. Gene Ontology annotation, cellular component: sperm midpiece; plasma membrane. The coding region runs from base 41 to 1267 and encodes 408 amino acids.